ACUCGUUCGAUAAGUACUACAAUUACGUUACUGCUAGAGCUAACUAUAACUCAAAACCCGUGCUGCUGUAUCGUUAUUGAAGCCAUCGUCACCGGGUCCAGGAAAGCGGUAUACGGUGUAUCGCUAUAGCAUCGUGUGGCUUCGAUCCCUUAUCGCAACGACUCGUAAAGUUACAGCUCCUCCGGAAUCCGAAAAGUCGCGCAAGCUCGCUUACAGUUAAACAGGUAGGAUGCGCUCGUGGAGGAUCUUCAAAGGCCGUGAGGCUGCGGUACCGGGAUCGGAAGAAGAAGGUGUUCCCUGGACGACCGUGGGUGAAGACGCAUUGGGCGAGAACGAAUCGUCCGAAGCAAAUGCCUUUCGACCUUUUUCUUCUAGUCCGGAUACCAUCCCGGCUACAUCCGCAACACUUCGUUCGGCUGACGGCUUUAUUGGCUUUCGCUCGAGACCGCGACACGACGCCCGAGCGGAACGGAACAUCGCGAACGCGGCCAAGAGUGUUUGCGACGGUGUCCAAAAAAUUGUCCUCGCGGCCAAGGCCAAGAAAGACAGCCAAGGUGCCUGGAAACAGGAUCUACUAGUUCUUUUGGGUUCGGUCCCACCUCCCGCAGCGAUCGAGGAUGGCGAGGAGCCAGCAAUGGCGGAUAUAGACACGCUGCUGGAGUAUGCGCAACACGAAAAAUUCGUGCUCCGGUGCGUGGAGAAUGAACUGCCUCCAAACUUGGUUCACUGUUUGAGACUUUUGCGUGUACUAGAACUCCAACACGCCAGUGGUGAAGUAGAGAACGCUAAAGAGUCACAAGUCACGAAACACGAUAGCGUGGAAAAUGAAGAGGGCACCGCCGAUGAGGCAAUGGAGAAGGAAGACCAGCACCAAGAAGAAGAAAAUCCGGUUGGGGAAAUAGAAUCGGACACUUCUUCGGCGGUGUUGCAACCGAUUGGGCUUGUUGCCACCCAAAAAGUUUCCAAGCUCCUUUGUCAGCUCUGUCGAGACCCCAGUGUUGGGGAGCAGCUCCGACCACAUUUGUUUGGACUCUUUGCACUCUCGGGGGCUUCCUAUCCCCCUUCGGGCUUGCACGUGGCGCUGGCAGCUUCGGAUGUUAUCGUUGCCUUUAGUGAACAUUGUUUGAAUAGACAGCUUGUUUGGUUCAUUCACGAUCGGAAGAUGAUUUUGCACAUGACAGAUGAUGUGCGGGAGUUGUGCGGUCUUUCCGAAUCUGACAGCGCCACUCCAGCGGUACCGAUGGGAUUGGUCGGUCCUGAAGCGGAAAAAAAUGGCUUGUGGGUAGUAGCAUUGCGUACCUUGAUCAAACUUGUUUACUUUUCUUGUCGGCAUCAAAGUGUGGAACUCGUCAAGGACUUGGAAGGCGCUGGCGGAGACAAAGUGUUGUACCAAGCGAUAAAGAAGUCAACGCCACCGCAUGCAAAAGAGUUGAUGGAAUUGCUGCCGAUUUUGGCUUGCUGUCCGGACGUUAUGGUAGAGAAUCUAACCGAUGAAGUAGCCCAGCUCGCAACCAACCGAAAGGGCUUACAGAUCUUUGAGAUGCUACAAGUCGAAUCCAAUCUGGUUUUGCAAGAAUAUCGACGGACGCACAAAAGCAAACGGCCAAAUCCGUUGGCUGAGGGGAGCCUACCGCUACUGGCAUCGUUAUCGCUCAAAACUGUCGCUCGAAUACGUAAUGGAGAAAUUGAACCGAACGAACAUCUUAAAUUUGACGUGGCAUCGGAACUCCUCGAGAUCACGCUUCAAAUGUUUUCCGAUCAUCCCGACAAUUAUGAUCGCAUCGAAGGUUCUCUGCACGUUUUGUCGUUUUACCUUAUAGCAUUCCCGUGUUUUGACGAUGAUGGCCUCAAGACUUUCAUUCUUAAAACGCUCGAAUUUGUUCUGACUGGGGUGGGUGUUGCCGACGAAGUUACUCCGAUGAACGCUUGCGUGGAGGUUUUCUUCGCCAUGUGUCAUAUGCUGAUGAACUCGAAAGAAUUUAUCACUGAUGCCGAUGAAAGCGUGCGCUCUGACGCUGUGCAGCGCCUUGCGAAUGAUGCAGAAUUGAUUGGUAGUUCGCUCGAGAAGCUGUUGCAAUUUGAUCAAAGGGUGGCUCCGCUGAUGGUGGAAAGCGGAAUUCUAACGACAAACUUGAAAACAGUUCUGGAUCUGGUGGAGAUGCUUAAAUCAACUACGAAGCCGGAAAAAGCGCUGUGCUGUGGGUCAACGCCACUCGAUCAAACUUUUGUCACUCCAACGGGCGUUUCAAAAAACACACCAGGUAUUGCCGAAGAAUCCGACGCCCUAUCUAAUCUCUACCGUCUGCUACACUGCGCAAUGUUUGACCUUGGCUUGGAUGGAUGCCGAUCAGCUGCCUCUGUUUUUGAGGCAUUCCUAUCAUCUUUUGCGAACUAUGAAGAACUCAAGCGCGAUAUGCUUUUUGUAUUGGACUUGGUUAGUGAACUUGGUGAGGCUGCUGUCGCCACUGACGACAUUGCCGUGAAGGUGGCUGCGGCCGAGCGUGGGACAAUUCUUUUUGGAAUGCUACGCUCUGUACUGGAGGCCAGAAGUGUAGCUCGGGAUGCAUUUCGGGAGUGUGCUGGAUUCCAAGGAAUGAUACGGUUUCUUUCGUCGUAUCAAGGUUCGGUAUCCGAUAGUUCACCGGUCGAGUUAUCAAGGAAGGUGCAUCCAUUGGCUCAAAAUCUCGUAACUCUACGACGGCGGGCGAAGUAG
Molecule: messenger RNA, 2713 nt
Organism: Phaeodactylum tricornutum CCAP 1055/1
Lineage: Eukaryota; Bacillariophyta; Bacillariophyceae; Surirellales; Neidiaceae
Exons: 4
Coding region: 230-2713 (827 amino acids)
Source: RefSeq, a predicted model, not a curated record